Messenger RNA from [Torrubiella] hemipterigena, 594 nucleotides. NCBI's taxonomy places the organism in Eukaryota, Fungi, Ascomycota, Sordariomycetes, Hypocreales, Clavicipitaceae. The record is from the annotation of a GenBank genome assembly.
AUGGAGUUUCUCUCUCAUGAGUUUAAUUACCUAAACAAAACGUUUCCUGUAAAUCUGGUUAUACAGUCCAGGGAAUCGGAUCGAGCUGGGUUUGAUGCUCAUGGCACAAACACGUUCCAGACUGUUAAUCUGGACUUUGAUCCGACUGUUGCGUUUCAUGAAUAUCGAUUUGAUUACUUGCCAGGAAAGGUCAAAUUCUAUGCUGAUAGCAAACUUCUGUGCGAGAUGACAGGGAGCGCUAUUCCUUCGUCCGCCGGCCAUCUGAUACUGCAACACUGGAGCAAUGGUAAUGCUCUGUGGUCUGGGGGACCACCUGCCGAGGAUGCCAGCAUAGUAGUUAGCUAUGUAAAGGCCUAUUACAACUCUUCCAAGACCUCGACUGAUCUAUUUGUGGAAUGCGAUGGGAGCAUGGACAGGGCAUGCAUUGUCCCAAACAUGUCAGCUCUCAACGCUAGCACAGGCGGCCCGUACCUAACUCUUGGCGAGCCUCACAUAGGUGAUGCUAGCGCGGCAAAUAUUCUCAUGUCCGCAGGAGUUGCUCAAUAUCUGGUGAUUGCUUGGCUCAUUACGUGGCUCCGUGUAGCUUGUGAAUGA